Molecule: messenger RNA, 2161 nt
Organism: Psylliodes chrysocephalus
Lineage: Eukaryota; Metazoa; Arthropoda; Insecta; Coleoptera; Chrysomelidae
Source: the annotation of a GenBank genome assembly
UCUGGUUGAAUUUACAUUGUUAUUCUGAUUAUUUAUAGAUUUAAAAUAAACGUGUAAAUGAAUAUUUUUGUAGUCAAUGUGAAGUGUAAAUAGCAUGGAAGAUAACAAUAAUUAUAUUGUUAAAUGCAUUAAAGAAGCAGUAGGUACUGAUAAAUGUUGUGUAGAAUUAGAAGGUAAAUCAGAAAAAGGUGAAGGUAAUUUAGGAGAUGUAUGUUUUGUGAAAGUGACUUUUAACGAAUCAAAUUCAAAUAAUGAACUGCAUUUGGUUGUUAAAUCAAGUAAACAUGUGCCUACUAUGGAAGAAUUUAUUCCUUUUAUAUUUAAACAAGAGAUUCUCUUUUACACACAAGUUAUACCUAUAUUUUAUAAUUUUCAACAAGAAAAAAAUGUCAAAGAACCGUUUGCAGCUUUUCCCAAAUGUUAUAAAACAUUUACCGAUAGUAUAGAAGUAAUAAUAUUAAAAAAUUUAAAAAUAAAAGGUUAUGAACUAUAUAAACGAUGUCUUCCAAUGAAUAUCAAUCAUAUCAAAUUGGUGUUAAAGAAUUAUGCAAAACUCCACGCUAUUUCAUUUGCAAUCAGCGACCAACGUAAAGAUAUUUUUAAAAAAUUAGAAAGUAUAUACGAUUCUACUACAUUUGUAAAACUAAUUAACAAUUUUGAAGACAUGUAUGAUAAAGUCGCUGAUAAAGCAAUUAAAGAUUUAAACGAAGCAGGAAGACAAGAUCUAGCUGAUAAAUAUAAAUAUUUAAAAGAAAAAGGAAUUAUGAAACUAAUGGUUGAGUCGUUAGGAAACGUUCCAAAAGAAAAGGUAGUGACACAUGGUGAUUGUCAUAGUAACAAUUUCCUCUUUGAAUACAAGAAUGGUGACAAAAAGACUCCAUCCAAUAUGGCUUUCAUCGAUUUCCAAAUGUCCAACUUACUCUCACCCAUGCAGGAUGUGGGAUACUUAUUAUACAUGGUAGCAUCGAAAGAAGAAUUUUCACAUUUUACAGAACUCAUGGAGUUUUACCACCAAGAACUUUCUUUAUUUCUCACCGAAUUGGGAAGUGAUGUUAACCGAAUAUUUCCUAAAUCGAUCAUGUGGGAACAUUGGAAAAAGUAUACGUUUUUUGGAUUCAGCCAAGCUGCCGGUUUUAUAGAAUUGUUUUAUGCAGACUACUCUUCCGAAGAUCAGACAGGAAACGUUGAUUUUGUGGCGUCAAAAAUAGCAAAGGAUAGAAAAGCUUAUUUAGAACGCUUGGUUUUUAAAAUUUCAAUGGAAAACGUUAAUACUUAUUUAACAAACUGCAUUAAAAAUGCGUUUUGCUCUGAAGAAUGUUGUGUAGAAACUGAAGGAACUCCGGGAAAAGGCGAUGGAUAUGUAGGAGACGUAUAUUUUUUUAAAGUUAUGUUUAACAAAGCUAAUCAGAAUGAAACAGAGGUACAUUUGGUGGCUAAAGUUAGUAAAUAUGUACCCGCAAUGGAAAAGUUCAUGUCACACAGUUUUAAUAGAGAAAUAAAUUUCUACAACGAAAUUAUACCAACUAUUAGAAAUUUUCAAGAAAGCAAACAGUUAAAAGAACCAAUUCGCUUUGCAAAAUGUUACAAAGCUUUUCAAGAUAGCAGUUUACAAGUAAUUCUAUUACAAAAUUUAAAAACAAGAGGAUAUGAACUACAUCCUAGGAAUAUGCCAAUGGAUUUAAACCAUAUUAAAGAUCAAAGAAGGGACGUUUUCAAUAAAAUCGAAAACAUGUUUGAUCACUCUCUUUUUAUAGAAGAUAUGAGUACGUUUACAGAUUUUUUUAAUGAAAGUGGAAACAAAGUGCAUCAAGAUUUAAUUGAAGCUGCGAGACCAGAUCUAGCUGAAAAAUAUGUACUGUUCAAAGAACGAGGAUUGGCUAAAAUAAUAAAAGAAGUUUUAGAAGAUAUUCCCAAAGAAGUAGUAGUUAUUCAUGGCGAUUGCAAUAGUAACAACUUACUCUUUAGAUACAAGCAGUUACUAAAUGGCUGUAAUUCAGAAUUUUAUCAACCAGUGCAUAAAAAAGGUAAAUACUAUUAUUACUUAAACGCUAUAGAAACAGCACCUUUAGAUAUUAAUUUAGACGAUACAGAUUUAAUAACUCAAAAGGAAUACAUUACCCUGUAUAGAGUUAAAAUCGAUAUAAUGAAAUUCAAAUAUUAG